Messenger RNA from Tachyglossus aculeatus (Australian echidna), 3862 nucleotides. RefSeq names its product neural cell adhesion molecule 1 (gene NCAM1). Gene Ontology annotation, cellular component: membrane. The transcript has 23 exons. Bases 120 to 2798 code for a protein of 892 amino acids. Gene Ontology annotation, molecular function: protein binding. Gene Ontology annotation, biological process: cell adhesion. The record is from RefSeq and is a predicted model, not a curated record. Lineage: Eukaryota; Metazoa; Chordata; Mammalia; Monotremata; Tachyglossidae.
UGGGCUGGGGGUGGUGCGGCCCGAGCUGUCAGUCAUUCUCCGGUCGGCGCGUGGACGCCGAGCUCCGCGGCUUCCCACCGCUCCCCGACCGACCCUCCGUCGCCCCGUCGCCCGUUACAAUGCUGCAAGCCGCCGACCUCAUCUGGACUUUGCUUCUCCUGGGAUCCGCAGUCUCUCUCCAGGUGGAUAUCGUUCCCAGCCAGGGGGAAAUCAGUGUCGGAGAGUCCAAAUUCUUCUUGUGUCAAGUGGCCGGGGAAGCCAAAGACAAAGAAAUCUCCUGGUUCUCCCCCAAUGGAGAAAAACUGACUCCGAACCAGCAGCGCAUCUCUGUGGUCUGGAACGAUGACUCCUCCUCCACCCUCACCAUCUACAACGCCAAUAUCGAUGACGCUGGCAUCUACAAGUGUGUUGUCACCAGCGAGGACGGCAGCGAAUCCGAGGCCACGGUCAACGUGAAGAUCUUCCAGAAAUUGAUGUUCAAGAACGCCCCAACCCCACAGGAGUUCAAAGAAGGAGACGAUGCCGUGAUCGUGUGCGACGUGGUCAGCUCCCUGCCCCCAACCAUCAUCUGGAAGCACAAGGGGCGUGACGUCAUCCUGAAAAAAGAUGACCGAUUUAUCGUUCUGACCAACAACUACCUGCAGAUCCGAGGCAUCAAGAAAACGGAUGAGGGGACCUAUCGCUGUGAGGGCAGGAUCCUGGCCCGGGGAGAGAUCAACUUCAAGGACAUUCAGGUCAUUGUGAAUGUGCCGCCCUCGGUCCGGGCCAGGCAGAGCCUGGUGAAUGCCACGGCCAACCUGGGCCAGUCGGUCACCCUGGUGUGCGAAGCAGACGGCUUCCCAGAGCCCACGAUGAGCUGGACAAAGGAUGGGGAGCAGAUCGAGCCCGAGGACGAUGACAAGUUCAGCUUCAGUGAGGACAAUUCCGAACUGACCAUCAGGAAGGUGGACAAGAAUGAUGAGGCAGAGUAUAUCUGCAUUGCCGAGAACAAAGCAGGAGAACAGGAAGAUUUUAUCCAUCUCAAAGUCUUUGCAAAACCCAAAAUCACGUAUGUGGAGAACAAAACUGCCAUGGAGCUGGAGGAGCAGAUCACGCUGACCUGUGAGGCCUCUGGAGACCCCAUUCCUUCCAUCACCUGGAGAAGUGCCACGCGGAACAUCAGCAAUGAAGAGAAGGCUUCGUGGACUCGACCCGAGAAACAAGAGACCUUGGACGGGCGCAUUGUGGUGCGCAGUCACGCACGAGUCUCAUCCCUGACUCUAAAGAGCAUCCAGUACACGGACGCCGGCGAAUAUGUCUGCACCGCCAGCAACCCCAUUGGCCAGGACUCCCAGGCAAUGCACCUGGAAGUGCAGUAUGCCCCCAAGCUGCAGGGCCCCGUGGCGGUUUACACCUGGGAGGGCAACCAGGUCAACAUCACCUGCGAGGUGUUCGCCUACCCUAGCGCCGUCAUCUCCUGGUUCCGCGAUGGGCAGCUGCUCCCCAGCUCCAACUACAGCAACCUCAAAAUCUACAGCAGCCCCUCGGCCAGCUACCUGGAGGUGACCCCUGACUCCGAGAAUGACUUUGGGAACUACAACUGCACGGCCGUGAACCGCAUUGGCCAGGAGUCCCUGGAAUUCAUCCUCGUCCAAGCAGACACCCCGUCGUCCCCGUCCAUUGGCGGCGUGGAACCCUACUCUAGCACCGCGCAGGUCCAGUUUGACGAGCCAGAGGCCACGGGAGGUGUGCCUAUCCUCCGCUACAAGGCCGAGUGGAGACCUGUUGGGGAGGAGAAGUGGCACUCCAGGUGGUACGAUGCCAAGGAAGCAAACGUGGAAGGACUGAUCACCAUCGUGGGACUGAAGCCAGAGACAACCUACUCCGUGAGACUGUCGGCCAUUAACGGAAAGGGGCUCGGGGAAAUCAGUGGGGUCUCGGAGUUCAAGACCCAGCCAGUCCAUGCUCCUUCACCGACUCCUGUGCCCCCCUCCUCCUCCACUGCCCUGCUGCCCGCUGCAGUCACAACUUGGCCACCCGCAUCUCCAGCCACCGAGCCAGCUAAAGGAGAACCCAGCGCCCCCAAACUGGAGGGGCAGAUGGGCGAGGAUGGGAACUCCAUCAAAGUGAAUGUGAUCAAGCAGGAUGACGGCGGCUCCCCGAUUAGACACUACCUGAUUAAGUACCGCGCGAAGCACGCCUCGGAGUGGAAGCCUGAGAUCAAGCUCCCGUCGGGCAGUGACCACAUCACACUCAAGGCCCUGGACUGGAACGCAGAGUACGAGGUCGUGGUGGUGGCCGAGAACCAGCAGGGCAAAUCCAAGGCCGCCCACUAUGCAUUCAGGACAACGGCCCAGCCCACGGCCAUCCCAGCUGGCACCAGCCCCACCUCCAGCCUGGGCACCGGUGCUAUAGUGGGUAUCCUGGUGAUUAUCUUUGUCCUGCUGCUGGUGGCCGUGGACAUCACCUGCUACUUCCUGAACAAGUGUGGCCUGUUCAUGUGCAUCGCCGUCAACCUGUGUGGGAAGGCCGGCCCCGGGGCCAAGGGCAAGGACAUGGAGGAGGGCAAAGCCGCAUUCUCGAAAGAUGAAUCAAAGGAGCCUAUCGUGGAGGUACGCACGGAGGAGGAGCGGACCCCCAACCACGACGGUGGGAAACAUACGGAGCCCAAUGAGACCACGCCACUGACGGAGCCAGAGAAAGCCCCUGUAGAAGCCAAGUCGGAGGGCCAGGAGGCCGAAAAUCCGCCAGCCCCCGCAGAAGUCAAGACGGUCCCCAGUGAAGCCACACAAACAAAUGCAAAUGAGAGCAAAGCAUGAUGGCAGAUGGGGACGAGCAGCAAUCAGAUCAAAUGACGGAACAACUUCACCGAGCAUCUCCCCACCGUCUACGCUCACAUGCACGCAUACAAACACACACAUACACACGCGCAUGCGCGCACACAGACACACACACACACACACACACACAUUGCUCUAGUGUCUCUUGCCUUUUUUUUUUUCCCCCCAAAACAAAAGCAGACAGACCAGCCAGCCAUGGGAGUUCUUUUUGUAUGUCUGUAGAAAGGGUCCAUCUGUGAUACACUUGCUUUGAAGAAAACUAAAACGGAAAGGGUCAGCACCCACCCAAAUUUAGGACACUCUGUUCCCCAAGACCAUUUGGUUAAGAAAUAAAAAAAAGAAAACAAAACCAAAAUUAGCCAGUGAGAGGGAGGUAGGGUGCUCUGGGACAAAGCUGGGUGGAAGGGUCAGCAGAUCGGGCCCACCCACAACCAACUUCCCCGGAUUUGCACAGACCAGAGUCCGAGAAAUACAAACUAGCCACUGAGUGAACAAAGUCCACACUUUAUUUUUAUACUUUUCAGUCAAGUUUGAACUAUGUAAAGUCUCAUAGAUAAGUUAUAAUUUCUGUUCACUCUGUCAUUUGUCCAGUAUGCAAAGCGUGUCACCCUUUCUAGCUGAGUUCAGUUCCCACGUAGCCUCCUGUUGUUGGAGGGCACGGAUGACAAACUGAGGCUUUGGUGGCGGCCGAGGGGUGGGGGUAGAGAUUUGAAUUUGCAGGACCUGGAGUGUUUUUUUCCCCCCAAUUUAGCUCGUUUUUUUUUCCUUUCUUUGUCAACAUCAGUUUCCGGUGUUCCUGGGCUGACUGUCCAGCUCCCUGUCACCCCAGAGAGCAAGCGGGUCAGCCUCAGGGGAGGAGGGAGUUGGGAGUCGGGAUCCCGGCCUGCUCCCUGGUCCAGGGAGGUUUUUCCGGUGUGGACAUUUCUGGGGAAUGCUCCCCUCCUGAUUUUUUAUUUUUUCAUUUUUUUUUUUAUCCUUCUGAUUUGGGGAGGCAAGCAAGGCUCAGUCCUGGCUGAGCCCCCCUCCUCCCCUCACCGCCACCC